Hemicordylus capensis (graceful crag lizard) is the source of this 4931-nucleotide messenger RNA. It is a transcript of the gene ZNF319, whose product is annotated as zinc finger protein 319. Gene Ontology annotation, biological process: regulation of transcription by RNA polymerase II. Lineage: Eukaryota; Metazoa; Chordata; Lepidosauria; Squamata; Cordylidae. Gene Ontology annotation, cellular component: nucleus. The coding region runs from base 3005 to 4786 and encodes 593 amino acids. The record is from RefSeq and is a predicted model, not a curated record. The transcript has 2 exons. Gene Ontology annotation, molecular function: DNA-binding transcription factor activity, RNA polymerase II-specific; RNA polymerase II transcription regulatory region sequence-specific DNA binding.
GGCGAGGCCCUCCAGGCCGGCAGCUCCCCAGUUCGGGCGGCGGCGGCGGCAGUGGCCGGACCUGCCAGGGGUUGGCGGCAGCCGCGGCGGGCCUCGCCUGGUCCCCCCCCCGUGGCGGGGGUGGGCGCCUGCUGUCGGGGCGGCCAGCCGGGGGGGAUGCCGCCGGGCAGGGGAGGCUGCCUCCCGGCCCCGGGCGAUCCCCUUGGACGGGGGUCGGGCGGGGGAUCCCCCCGGCCGAGAGAGGCCCCGUCUCCGCUCUGGGACCGGGGACCUCCUGCGCGCAGAGCCGGCGUGCCUCCGCCGCUCUAUGCGGGGGCGGAAUCCUCCCGAGCUGCUGCUGCUGGGGCACGGGGAAGGCAGCCCCCCCGACCCCGUGCGAGGCUCCCCCGGCCGGGCUCCGGGCUCCGGCAAGGCUCCUCCUGGCCUCGCCCGCGGGCCUGCCGAGCGGGGCCCCCCGCGGCCUCUGCGGCUGCAGCAAGGCGCCUGCCCGGCUCUCCUUCCUCCCCCCGUCCCCGGGCAAGCUGGCUUCUGGCUGCCGCCUGCUGCCCUGUUUGGGGAGGGUGCCGCCGCCUCUGGGGCCUGAGCUUCCGAGGAGGCCGGCAGGGAAGCAGCCGGACCCGCCUUGGCCCAUCAGGCUCAGGGCUGCCUGCUCUGACUGGCAGCAGCGGCCCUCCAGGGUUUCGGGUGGCCCGGGGUUAGAGCUGCUGGGGCCCUCUGCACGCGCUCUGCAGCCCUCUUGUACUCCGUGGAGCUGACACUUCAUUCAGGGCCCAGGUGCAAAUCCAAGGCGAGGCCCCAAGUAGAAGAAGAAGAAGAAGUGCGAGAGGGAGGCCCUGCUGGAGCCUCUUUCUAGCAGCAAGUCUGGCUCUAGGUUGCUUUGUGUGGGGCUGUUUCCUCGAGGGACUUAGCUUGGGGGGCUGGAGUUUCCUUGCAUGGGGCCAGCUUUCUGCUGCUCCCCCUUUGCCCCAGUUGUGGCCAGCAGGCUGACCAGGGGCUGAAACAGACCACUGUGGCUCUGCUACACGGGUGAGCCCUCGUGGACCUCCAUCUUGCCCCACAUCUGCAUCUGAUGUGUGCUAAAACCUGCGACUGCAGGAAGGCCCAUAGCUCAGGGGAAGACCAUCUGGCUGGCAUGCAGAAAAGGUUCGGUCUCUGGCAGCAUCGCCAGGCAGGGCUGGAGGAGACCAGGCUGAAAUCCUGGAGGGCUGGCCUGAAGGUGGCAAGCCUGAAUGGUCCCCUUUGCUAAGCAGGGCCUGCCCUGGCUUGCAUUUGGACGGGAGACUAGGUGUUAGCACUGCAAGAUAUUCCCCUUAGGGACUGGGGUCAUAGCUCAGUGGAAGAGCCUCUUGCAGCAUGACGAGUGGGGGCUCACCUCAGAGUAGUUUGGCUAUUUGUAUGCCUGGAGUGGGGGGUGGGGGCGCACCAAAGACGACUUCCAUCCUCUUUGUGCCGGAGAGGUCAAGGGCUGAAUAAAGGCCACGAGUACGGAGACUCGUGCCAGGCGGGCACAGGGGCAGCCCCUGGACCCCCCCCCCCGAUGGCAGCCCAGCGGGAGGUAAAUUUGGCCUUUCCGCCGUCCAUGGGGUGAUGCUGGCGUGGAAGCUCUUCCGCAGAGAGGGGUGUGCGAGCACAGCCACGAGUGACACCCGCUCCAGAUCUUUCCAGAUCUGUAUUUCUAGCCGGCUCUGCCCUCUGGGCUCCUGGGUGUAUUGUUUGCUAACCUGCCGUGCUUGCAUGGACGGACUCUGGGCCGUCCUUUGCAAGGGGGGAUUGUGACCUGCGGGAGGUGGGUGCCAAAGAAGGGUGGGCUCUGGAGCCCGGUUCUUGCAGCUUUCCUGCUUUUUUGGAUGGUAUAAUCAGGGGCUCUCAGUGUUGGGUCCCCAGAUACUAUUGGACUUCAGCUCCCAUCAUCCCCAGCCCCAGUGGCCUUUGGUUGGGGAUGAUGGGAGUUGAAGUGCAAUAGCAUCUGGGGGCCCAGUGUUGAGAAUCCCUGGUUAUAGAUGACCUGGAUUUAACAAGUUGGGCAAGAGGAGCUGUUGGGACGGCUGAAACCGCCGUCUGGUGGGAUAGAGGCGGCUGCCUUCUAGCAAGCCAGACCAUCGGUCCCUCUAGCUCCUCUGGCCUUCACUGACCAGCAGCGGCUUCUCCGUGGUUUCCCGAAGGAGUCUCUCCCAGCCCAACUUUGGAGCUCGGUCAACAGCUACUAGUCUGAGGGCUACGGGCCACCUCCCGCCUCAGAAGCUGUUCUCGCGGCCCGCAGAAACUGGGCUAAGGGAGCCCAGUCCGGUUUCCACGUGGCUCCCAGUGGUGGUGUGGCGGGUGGUCAAACUCGCUCUCCCUGCUGAACCCCUUUCGGCUCUUCACACUGAUGGGCCUGCCCCCCUCCCCUCUUGCCUGUGGCUUCCCCACAGCAUCUGGUGGGCCACGGUGGGACACAGGAGGCUGGACGAGAUGGGCCUCCUUGGGGGGCCUGAUCCCGCAGGGCUGUUCUUGUGGUCUUUGAGAUGCUGCCAGGGAUGGGACCUGGGCCCUUGGGCAUGCAAGCAGAGGCUCUGCUCCUGGGCUCCAGCCCUGUCCCUGUGUGCUUUAAGAAAGGAGGAAAGAGCUAGCCCCCUGAGUUCAGAAGGGGAGAGAGCCGUGCCCCACAGAUAUAGCAAGGGGGGGGAUGCAAUUGGACGGAGUCCUGAUGAGAAUUGUUGGGGGUAUUGUGAGGAGAGGAAUUGGAUCCUGAGGAGUUGGCCCCUCCUGGAAUUCCAGCAAGAGGCAUUCAGGUGCUGCUCUCCAGCCGUGUCCCAGAGCAAGGCCAAGGACCUGCCCCGGCCUCUGUGAUGUGCUGCCGCCUUUGACGCCGCUUGCCGCUGGGCAUCUCCGCGGGGCCUGGCGCUGUGCGUGUCUCGCCUCUCCGGCUCCGGCUCCGCUGCUGGGAGUUCAGGUCUCCUGAACGGCUCUCUUUGCCGAGAAGCUGAAGCCCCUAUUGUGGAAGCCCCGGUUCCUUUUCCCCAGCAUGUCCGAGAGCUGGCAACAGCCCCCCCCACCCCCCCCGCAGCAGCCGCCGCCCCACCAUGCUGGGGCGGCUGCACUCCCCGAGCACCCCAUUCCCUCGAGCGCGGUGGCGGAGAACGCCCUGGGCUGCGCCGUCUACGGCAUCCUCCUCCAGCCGGAGCCCAGCAGCCUGCAGCACCACCCGCCCCUCCCCGCCGGCAGCGGAGAGGCCUCCCCCAAGUGCGGGGUCUGUGGGCACGACCUGGCGCAUCUCUCCAACCCGCAGGAGCACCAGUGCCUGCAGGGGGGCGCCGACCGCUCCUUCCAGUGCACCCAGUGCCUGAAGAUCUUCCACCAGGCCACGGACCUCCUGGAGCACCAGUGCCUGCAGGUGGAGCAGAAGCCCUUUGUCUGCGGGGUCUGCAAGAUGGGCUUCUCCCUCCUCACCUCCCUGGCGCAGCACCACAACGUCCACAACGGCAGCUCGGCCGUCAAGUGCUCCAUCUGCGAGAAGUCCUACAAAGCCGCCUCCGCUGCCGUGGCUGCCGCUGCCCCGGAGGACCCCGCCCCGCCCCAGCAGCCGGCGGCGCUGAACCGGGCCCCCGUGGAGAAGCCCUACAGCUGCUCCAUCUGCCAGAAGCCCUUCAAGCACCUCUCGGAGCUCUCCCGGCACGAGCGGGUGCACACGGGCGAGAAGCCCUACAAGUGCAGCCUCUGCGAGAAGAGCUUCAGCCAGUCCUCCCACCUGGUGCACCACAAGCGCACCCACAGCGCCGAGCGGCCCUACAAGUGCACUGUCUGCGAGAAGGCCUUCAAGCACCGCUCGCACCUGGUGCGCCACAUGUACGCCCACUCGGGCGAGGCCCACCUCUUCCGCUGCAGCGUCUGCGAGCUGCACUUCAAGGAGUCCUCGGAGCUGCUGCAGCACCCCUGCACGCCCAGCGGGGAGCGGCCCUUCCGCUGCGGGGCCUGCCCCAAGGCCUUCCGGCGGCCCUCGGACCUGCGGCAGCACGAGCGCACCCACAGCACCGAGCGCCCCUUCCAGUGCGACCUCUGCCAGAUGAGCUUCAAGCAGCAGUACGCCCUCAUGCGCCACCGCCGCACCCACAAGGCGCUGGGGGCGGCGGGGCCCUCCGGGGAGCAGGAGCCGGCGCAGGCGCCCCCGCCCCCGCCGCCGCCCCCCUUCAAGUGCUCCCUGUGCGAGAAGGGCUUUGUGCAGCCGGCCCACCUGCUCUACCACCAGCACGUCCACGGCAUCGAGAACCUCUUCAAGUGCAACGCCUGCCAGAAGGGCUUCGGCCAGUCCUCGGAGCUGCUGCGCCACCGCUGCGUCCAGAGCGCCGAGCGGCCCUUCAAGUGCGCGGCCUGCAGCAAGGCCUACAAGCGGGCCUCGGCCCUGCAGAAGCACCAGCUGGCCUCCCACUGCGCCGAGAAGCCCCUCCGCUGCACCCUCUGCGAGCGGCGCUUCUUCUCCUCCUCGGAGUUCGUGCAGCACCGCUGCGACCCGGCCCGCGAGCGGCCCCUGAAGUGCCCCGACUGCCAGAAGCGCUUCAAGUACGCCUCGGACCUGCAGCGCCACCGGCGGGUCCACACCGGGGAGAAGCCCUACAAGUGCCCGGCCUGCGAGAAGGCCUUCAAGCAGCGGGAGCACCUCAACAAGCACCACGGCGUCCACACCCGGGAGCAGCACUACAAGUGCAUGUGGUGCGGGGAGCGCUUCCUGGACCUGGCCCUGCUGCAGGAGCACAGCGCCCAGCACACCUCGGCGGAGGGCACCUACCCGGUGGCCCCCUGCCUGCCCUGAGCCGCCCCCGCCCUCCUCCUCCUCCGGCCAAAGGGAUGGGCCAUCCUGUCUCCACACACACACGGACGCGGCCUCUGGGACCUUCCCUGUGCCCGGAGGAGCAGCAGAAGCGAGCUGUGCCUCUGGGCUUGCUGGGCUCAGCACU